Molecule: messenger RNA, 1828 nt
Organism: Dipodomys spectabilis (banner-tailed kangaroo rat)
Lineage: Eukaryota; Metazoa; Chordata; Mammalia; Rodentia; Heteromyidae
Gene: Trim63
Product: tripartite motif containing 63
Exons: 9
Coding region: 203-1264 (353 amino acids)
Molecular function (GO): zinc ion binding
Source: RefSeq, a predicted model, not a curated record
GCUCAGCUGGUCCCCUCCUGGCUCAUGUGACUGAGGGCCAACUAUAAAUAUCGGAGGGGCCUCAGACUGAGGCAGAAUCUGAGUGUCAGGAGGAGAGGGCAAAGAAGAUUGGAGUGGGUGUUUGGAGACAAAAGACAAGACCUUCCACCCCAGCUCUGCUCAGCUCAAGGCAGGUUGGAGAGGCAGCCGCACGUUCGGGAAUAUGGAUUACAAGUCAGGCCUGAUCCCAGAUGGGAACCCCAUGGAAAACCUGGAGAAGCAGCUGAUCUGCCCUAUCUGUCUGGAGAUGUUUACCAAGCCUGUGGUCAUCCUGCCCUGCCAGCAUAACCUCUGCCGGAAGUGUGCCAAUGACAUCUUCCAGGCUGCAAAUCCCUACUGGACCAACCGGGGCGGCUCGGUGUCCAUGUCUGGAGGCCGUUUCCGCUGCCCCUCGUGCCGCCACGAGGUGAUCAUGGACCGUCAUGGGGUGUAUGGCCUGCAGCGGAAUCUGCUGGUGGAGAAUAUCAUCGACAUCUACAAGCAGGAGUGCUCCAGCCGGCCCCUGCAGAAGGGCAGCCACCCGAUGUGCAAGGAGCACGAGGAUGAGAAAAUCAACAUCUACUGCCUCACAUGCGAGAUGCCCACCUGCUCCAUGUGCAAGGUGUUCGGGGCCCACCAGGCCUGCGAGGUGGCCCCGCUACAGAGCGUCUUCCAGGGACAGAAGACGGAACUGAGCAACUGCAUCUCCAUGCUGGUGGCCGGGAACGAUCGAGCACAGACCAUCAUCACGCAGCUGGAGGACUCCUGUCGAGUGACCAAGGAGAAUAGCCACCAGGUAAAGGAAGCACUGAGCCAGAAGUUUGAUGCCCUGUACGCCAUCCUGGAUGAGAAGAAGAGCGAGUUGCUGCAGCGGAUCACGCAGGAACAGGAGGAGAAGCUCAGCUUCAUCGAGGCCCUGAUCCUGCAAUACCGGGAGCAGCUGGACAAGUCCACCAAGCUGGUGGAGACAGCCAUCCAGUCCCUGGAUGAGCCUGGUGGGGCCACCUUCCUCUUGAGUGCCAAGCCUCUCAUUAAAAGCAUUGUGGAAGCUUCCAAGGGCUGCCAGCUGGGGAAGACAGAGCAGGGCUUUGAAAACAUGGACUACUUCACGGUGGACUUAGAGCACAUCGCAGAAGCCCUGCGGGCCAUCGACUUUGGGACAGAUGAGGAGGAGGAAGAGUUCAUUGAAGAUGAAGAAGAGCAGGAAGAGGAGGUAUCCACAGAAGAGAAGGAAGGACACCAGUAAGGAGCUGGAUGAGAGAGACCCCCUGGAUGCAGGGAGACUGGGAAGCAGGGGUGGGGAUGGGCCUGGUUGCCUUGGUGACAGGCCCAGAGUGGGAGGGGUCAGAGUCCCUGGAGGGGCAACAGGGAGGUAAGUCUUCUCUCUGCUCAGAGAGCAGAGACUAGAGUAGAACCCCCACCGCUGUGUUCAGCAGCCACUGAAGCAGAAUUGAAAAUGUGCUUGAAACAAUCACACCGGACACUUUUCUACCUUGGUGCAAAGUGAAAUAUUUUGUACGUUUUUAAAAUGUGAUUUUUUUUUUUUUUUGUAAAUACUUGUAUAUGUAUGCCAAUUUGGUGCUUUUUGUAAAGAAACUUUUUGUAUGGUCAUGCCUGGUCAUUGUGUGACUGGUGAUGGUUAGAGAGAGGGGAAGGAAGGCAGGUUGAUAGAGUUGCCCACUUCCUCUUCUCUGUGGGAGAGCUAGGUAGCCCUCCCUGGCCUAGAAGAGGAUAAUGUACUGUAUUCCAGUGCCUGUGCUGUCAGGGGCAGGCACUGUGUGUGUUCUAUGUUGUUUCAAUAAAUGCACAA